Molecule: messenger RNA, 1620 nt
Organism: Aspergillus bombycis
Lineage: Eukaryota; Fungi; Ascomycota; Eurotiomycetes; Eurotiales; Aspergillaceae
Product: ASCC2 family CUE domain-containing protein
Exons: 1
Coding region: 1-1620 (539 amino acids)
Molecular function (GO): ubiquitin binding
Source: RefSeq, a predicted model, not a curated record
AUGGCAAUUUGGCCUCCUCUUGCACCAGUUCCACCCCCCGCGGUGCAGAGUGCCAUACCACCCCAGGAAUGGGAGCUCUAUACAGAUGCGUGGAUCUUGCUUCUGAGCUUGCGCAUAGAAUCAUCUAAUGCGGAAUUCGCACAAUAUGCAUCCACAGAUGACUCCGCAGUCACCUUCUUGACUUCAUUCUAUGACCAGCUGGCAAGUGCUGGUACGCCGGGUUUGCACAUGGGGACGAAAGCAAGAACACUACGGAGGCUAUGUUUCUUGCUCACAAGGCGACUCUUGUUAGAUGCGCCCACCUCACCACCAGAUCUACUAGAAUGGAAGUACCUGGGCAACAUGUGCAGUUGCUAUCCCUCCAGCUCUGCGCUGAAGAAAUUACUAUCCGAAGCAUGGGACAAGCAUGAAGAGACUAUAUCAUCGAGCCUCGAGAAGGCAAAGACAACCAUGACGAAACAGCUGGCUAUGUCAAGCUCCGCGCAAGCUCCAAAGAUCAUCUCUGACAUUCGCCUAUUAACCAUCCUGGGCUCUGUCCUCCCCCCAUGCGGCCAGACACUGAUGGCCGGCUCCGACUUCCUGGACACCUGCUGCGAAGCAUACCAAGGACACAAGAGGGAAGACUUCCGCAAGGUACUAGUCGCCAUCAUCUACGUCGGCCUUACAUCUCUACUAAAAGGCCCAAAACCAAACCUCUCCCUACUUCUGGACCAGCUCUUCAGCCUAAAGGCCAGCGCAGGGAUCAACGCACCCACAACAAAGAAGGAGCCCACCCUCCUCUCCGACCUAAUAUGCAGCUCUGAUCUCCUUGUCCGCCUGGAUCGGUACCUGAUCUUGCACCCGCAGAAACGCGGCCAAGAUCUCCUCUCCAGUCUGCGCGCUUACCAAAUCGAAUCGAAUGUAUUCCACCACCGCUACCAGAAGCAAAAGAGAAGACUCGACAAGGGCAAAGCCCGCGCCACCACAGAUCUCCCCCAAGCAGACGACAUGCAUAUUCACAGAAUGUCGCUCAUCACGCAGAUCCAGGACCUCUUCCCCGACCUGGGAUCGGGGUACAUUGUCCGUCUACUCGAUGUCUACGACGAUAACCCGGAGAUCGUCAUCGCACACCUUCUGGAUGACUCUAUUCCCCCUGAACUCCAGAACCUUGAUAAAUCAGAACAACUCCCCACUACCGAUUCCACUGCCCCCAAGCACGACCCCUUCCCUCCCCGUCCAACACCACCAGGAAUCUCUCCACCGACUCAGGCCCGCAAAAACAUCUUCGACAAAGACGUCGAUCUAGCCGACCUCGCCGAAACAGACCAACUGCGCUUCGGCCGCGCAAAUCCAGACCAAACAGCCGAUGACAUCCUCGCAGAUCGCAGCAAGCACGCCGCCAACAAAGCGGCCAUCAUGUCUGCGCUGGCGAGCUUCGACUCAGACGACGACGAACGCGACGAUACCUAUGACGUAGCAGACGUAGGCGGCACCGUUGACGCCACCACGACUGACACAGACGCUGAUGCGAAACACAAAGCGGACGAGCUCGAUCUCACGCUGUUCCGGACGUACAAGCUACGCCGGCGCUGUUUGCUCGGGACUCGGCUACCCGUCGGUCGCAGCCACGAGCUUCGCUGA